This is a messenger RNA of Pectinophora gossypiella (pink bollworm), 9433 nucleotides long. RefSeq names its product ubiquitin carboxyl-terminal hydrolase 32 (gene Usp32). Gene Ontology annotation, cellular component: Golgi apparatus. Gene Ontology annotation, biological process: protein deubiquitination. The record is from RefSeq and is a predicted model, not a curated record. The coding region runs from base 103 to 5112 and encodes 1669 amino acids. The transcript has 31 exons. Gene Ontology annotation, molecular function: calcium ion binding; cysteine-type deubiquitinase activity. NCBI's taxonomy places the organism in Eukaryota, Metazoa, Arthropoda, Insecta, Lepidoptera, Gelechiidae.
GGCGACAGAUCAUACGACGUGAGCUGUCAGCUGUAAUAAUUUUUGUUUCUUUGUGUUUAUUACGCGUUUUAAAAAUGUUAUGAUCGCGAAAUUAACGCGAACAUGGGUGCGAAAGACUCAAAACCAAGUUUUAUAUCCUAUGAAGAUGCUGUGAAGCGAGUCUCUGAUAGUGAGUUGAGACGUAUUCGCGAGGCAUUCAAGAGAUGUGCCGGUGCGAAUGGGACGGCCUUGAGCUUGGAGGCGUUCGUCCGCGAGGUGCUGUGCGACGGAGUGCCGUAUGAGGUCGCAGAGUGGCUAUACCAGGCCUGCGGAGGCACCAAGCGGGGGAUCGCCUUCAGGGAGCUGCUGUGCGGGAUCGUCGUCCUCACCAAAGGCAACAUAGAGGAGAAAAUCAAGUUCUUAUGGACGCUGUAUGUGAAUAAUCAGAGUGAUAAUGGGACAUAUAUGUAUAAAAGGGAUUUCACACAUGCCCUUCACUUUGAGAAUUCAUCACUGCCAGUGACGGGAGCUGAGAGGACAGCUGAGAUCUUGACAAGUUUGUUUGGGUGUGGUGAUAAAGUGACAUAUGAACAGUUCCGAUCAUGGCUACUGAUCCACAAAGAUGCCACGGUGUUGUCCAAGUGGUUGCUGUCAGAGCGUGCCAACAUGGUGCAAGAUCUGGAGACCCCCACCUUCUAUCAGAGUUUAGCUGGAGUCACACAUCUGGAAGAAAGAGAUAUAAUAGAACUAGAGAAGUGCUUCUGGUCGCUCCGCAACGCGGCGCCGACGGGGCAGCUGGACGCUGAGAGCGUGACGCCGCUGCUGUCGCCGCCGCUGCCGCGCGCCGCCGUCACCGGCGCCUUCCUCGCCUUCGACGAGAACCGCGACGGACACGUGGACUUCAAGGAGCUGUGCUGCGGGCUCAGUGCUGCCUGUCGCGGCCCGAGGGCUGAGCGGCUUAAAUUCUGCUUCAAGAUCUUCGACCUUGACCGGGAUGGUGUGCUCAACAAGAAGGAACUUAUCGACAUGGUCGGCAUACUCUGCACUGUCGCUAAUGAGUCGCUCAAGAACAAUUCCCGGGCGUCGACCCCAUCCGACGGCGAGUCAGAGAGCACGGAGAAAGGUUUCGACCCGGAGGUGGUGCUGGUGAACCUGCGGGAGAAGCUGGUGGCGGCGCCGGCGCACGGGCGCAAGCCCAUGUUCCAGCUGGGGCCGGCCGCUGACUGCGAGCCUGUCUUCACCGAGGAACAACCCCCGCAAGAGAGUGAGGGUCUGAUCGCGAAUGACACAGUGCUCACACUGGAAGACUUCCUCAUAUGGAGCGUAGAGAGCGCGGAUGCUCUGGUCACCCCGUUCCUAGAACUGCUGUUUGAAGUCUGCCAUAUCGUGCUCGGGCUGCGACCGCAGUGCAAACAUCAGGAGAGGGAUAUUGUUCUGGGCUGGCUACGACGCGAAGUAUCCCGGGGCUACUCGGUGGGUCAAUUCUGGUACCUGGUGGGCGCCGAGUGGUGGUCAUGUUGGCAGCAGUACUGUGCAGCAAGCGCCGCCUGCUGCCGUGCCGCGCCCAGGGUCUUGGACGAUGCCAUCGUGUGUGAUGAGAGCUUCACUAGCAACUCUACGGAAUCAAUGGGCUCUCUGCUAUGGCGGGCGGAGACAGCGUCGCUUGGCAGCGCAGGCUCAAGCAGUGGGGUCAGCUCCGCCGCGCCCCGAGCGCCCAGGCAUCCCGGACCUGUGGAUAACAAGCGGCUACUGGCUCCCAACCUACUGAAGGUCCGCACGCUAACGGGUGAGGGCGGCCACCUGCGCCGCGACGUGACCCUCGCGCAGCACCGGGACUUCGAGCUGCUGCCCGACGCGCUGUGGCGGGCGCUGGCGCAGUGGUACGGCGGACCCGACCCGCUGCCUAGACAGGUGAUAAGACCACCGAACUCCGAUGUUGAGUUGGAGUUGUACCCUUUACAUUUGAAACUGUUGCGUCACAUUGCCAGUCCGCAAACUUCAAGCGUUCCCGUGGCGCCCCCCGCAGGAGCGGGCGCGGGCGCGGGCGGCGCGGCGCUGUACAGCAGCGUGCCGCUGGCGCCGGCGCCGCCCGAGCGCCAGCUGGCCUACACCGCCGCCUUCUCGCGCCUCGCCACCGUCAAACAGGUAUCAGAGUUCCUCUGUCAAGCCCUAGGGCUGGCGCGUGAGGACAUGCGCCUCUGGUCUCUGGGCAGCAAUACAGUUCUGCUUGACGACGAGCGACCAACGUUACAAGAACUCAAAUGUGAUGAGAGGACCAGACUGCUCAUAGAGGUUCGCAAUGCUGACCUCACCUGGCCAGAGGAGAUUGGAGCGCUGAGCAUGUCUGCGGGCGGCGGGCGCGCCACGGAGCGGCGCGAGACGCUGAUCGCGCCCAACCUGCCCGGCGCCACCGGCCUGCACAACCUGGGGAACACCUGCUUCAUGAACGCCGCGCUGCAGUCCGUAUGGAACACCGGUCCCCUAACGAGGUACUUCAACUCGGGCAUGCAUUUAUACGAAGUGAACACAACCAACCCGCUCGGAACCAAAGGAGCUUUGGCGUUGCGUUACGGGGAGCUCUGUAAGGAGGUAUGGUCCUGCAGCGCCCGCUCGGUGGCUCCACUCCGGGUCCGGUGGUGCGUGUCUCGCCACGCGCGCCACUUGGCCGGCGGCCAGCAGCACGACGCCCAGGAGCUGCUGGCGUGGCUGCUGGACACGCUGCAUGAAGACUUGAACAGGGCCGUGCCGCCGCCUCAUCCACAGCAUCGGGACUCUGAUGGACGACCUGACCAGGUGGUGGCAGCAGAAGCGUGGGAGGCGCACACGGCUCGUAACAGUUCCAUCAUCACAGAGCUGUUCUACGGGCAGCUCAAGUCGAAGGUGCGCUGCGACACGUGCGGCCGCGACUCGGUGCGCUUCGACGCCUUCAACAUGCUCUCACUGCCGCUGCCCAUGGAGAGCUACGUGCGCGCCGAGAUCAGAGUGAUGUUGCUGGAUGGGUCUGUGCCAGUGAAGUAUGGCGUGCGCGUCAACUCUGAAGGCACCUACCUAGACCUCAAGAAGAGACUGAGCGAGCUCUGCGGCUUGCCACCCGAAUCGAUGCUGCUAGUGGAGCUGUCGGGCGCGACGAUCGGCCGCGUGAUGGACGACGGCGCCAAGAUCUCCGCGCUGGCGGCGGGCGGCGGCGCGCUGCUGGCCUACGAGGCGCCGCAGCAGCCCGCGCCGGCGGGGCCGCACCCACUUGACGACGAGCGAUGCCCGCACACCGAGGAGAGCGGUCCCGCGCCAGCAGCGGCGGCGGAGGUGAGUGUGGGCGGCGCCACUUCCUCACUGUGCAUGCCGGCACUCUUCUGCUUCAAGCGCUCGCGGUCGGAGACGCUGAUGUCGCAGUCGCCACCCAACUCGUUCGCUCACUACACCAACGGGCACCGCUCCACCACACUGCCGCGGGAUUUGUCCGAGUUGAAGAGAUCGGAGCCAGCGGGCCACAGCUCCCCGACCCUCAGCGUGAAGUCCCUGCCCCCGGGCUCCCCGCGCCUGCCCCGCAAGUCUGACUCGUCCCCGGGCAGCAUGCAGCACAUGAACCGCCGACCGCUCGAUCUGUGUGCACAACCGGUACACUACCUCGUGGCUGUGCAUAGGAAGCAAUGCCGCGCAGACGCGUACUUCCUGCCGUCGCAGCGCUGCAAGCCGGCGCUGUUCGGCGUGCCGCUGCUGGUGGCGCUGCAGGAGGGGCUGAGCGGGCGGGCGCUGUACGCGCGCGUCUGGGCGCAGGUGGCGCGGCUGCUGAGUGCGCGCCCGCCCGCCUCCGACCUGCACAACCACGCCACCGACUGCGACGACAGCCUGGGCUACGAGUACCCGUUCACGCUGCGGCUGGUGGCGGGCGGCGGCGCCUGGUGCGCCGCGUGCGGCUGGCCGGCGCUGUGCCGCGGCUGCGCGCUGCCCGCCGACACAGCGCCGCUCGUGCACGGAGUGCACGCCGCUGGCUCGUCCCCGCGGCCCCGCCAGCGGUGCAGCGUGAGCCGCAGCCCGACGGCGGGCGGCAGCUCCCCCGGCGGCCCCGCCGGGCUGCAGCGGCAGGCCAGCGCGCGGCUGCACGACAUAGACCACGACACCGACGACGAAUCACCAGGCGUCCUGCGCCGGCUAGACAUAGACGUGCUGCGGCAAAUGUACCGGCGAGUGCAGUCUUCCGUGCUGAUAGCCAUAGACUGGGACCCCACCGCGCUGCAUCUGCGCUACCAGUCCACACGGGAGAAGGCGUGGGUUGAACACUCGAGCGUGUCAGCGAUGGCCGCGGAGGCUUCAGCAGCGGUGGACCUGAACAGCUGUUUGGCAGCGUUUACUUCGGAAGAGAGACUGGAGGAGCGCUACCAUUGUGCCACGUGCCGCUCGGCGCAGCCCGCCACUAAGAAGCUGCAGAUAUGGCGAGCGCCGCCCAUACUGAUAAUUCACCUGAAGCGGUUCCAGUAUGUGAACAACAAGUGGAUUAAGUCGCAGAAGGUGGUGAACUUCCCGUUCACGGAUUUCGACCCCACGGCGUACCUUGCAGCCGUACCGCAGGAGACGAUCCUGCGGUACAGGGAGCUGUGCAGCCAGCGGCGGCGGUCUAGCAUGUGGCUUGACGAUGCUAUGAGAGAAACGAUAUCGGAGAGCGAGAGCGAGGACGAGGCGCUGCCUCCGGCGGGCGCCCCCCCGGGCCGCGCGGGCCGCCGCGCCUCGCUGGCCCGCGGGGCGCGGCCGCGGCUGGAGUCCAGCUCGCUGCACUGCACGCCCGUCACCGACGACAACCUGCAGGACCACCACCAGCACCGCCUGCUGCCAGAGGUCGACGUGUUCGACCUCAAGUACCGUCUGUACGGCGUGGUGUCGCACUCGGGCCAGCUGUCGGGCGGGCACUACGUGGCGUACGCGCGCAACCCGUCGGGCGCGUGGCUGUGCUACAACGACUCGUCGUGCCGCGAGCUGCCCGCCGCCACCAUCGACCCCGCCUCCGCCUACCUGCUGUUCUACGAGCGCCAGGGGCUGGACUACGAGGCCUACCUGCCCGAUAUCAGAGGUAAGGAACCGGUGGAAACAAACCCGCAUCCCGACGAGAAUGAUCUAAGGAAGAUGUGCCGGUUGAUGUGAACUAAACGAGUGGUGCUCAAGUGAGAUAACAUAGAGUAUUUGUAAAUGGGGUAUAGGUUGAUGCAUCCGAUAUAAAAAAUCUUAUUUAUUUAUUUAUUAAACACACAUAACAAGUAUGAAGAGCCGUGGUAGCCGAGUUGGAAGAACGCAGUGGGAACUGGCAGGUCGCAGGUUCGAAGCCACGGGCCUAAACCAAUGAUUUACGAAUUCAUGUUUGGAUCAUAAAUGACUGUCACGUGCUCGGCGGUGAAAGAAAACAUCGCGUGGAAACCCACGUUCCCGAGAAAUGCGUUUCGGGGUUAUGCGAUUUAACCUGUAUGGUUUUCUCUUCGGGUUGGAAGGUCAGAGCAGUGACGGCCCUAGGGCAGUGCGAGGUGUGCCACCGCACCGGGCGCCGAAAUAGAUGGGGAGCCAAAUUCAACCAACACUUGUUCACCUUGGCCGCAAGCUGGCCAGCUGCUGGCCGUAAACAACAUUUUUUAUUGUAAAGGGCUGAGGGGUGCCAUCUUGAGGUCUUGCACCCCCUAAAUAUUUUACUAGGGCCGCCACUGGGACAGACAAGCAGUCGCUCAUGUAAAAAACCAGACCUGCCAAAUAUUCAGGUUAGGUAAGCGGAUCCCGGGAAAGCGGGAUAAGCUAGAGUAAAGAUGACAUAAUAAGUACUGUACAAAGCAUUAUUUAGAAGCUAUCAAAGCAAGGAUGCCCCAUUUAUGAAUAUUCGUCUCUCGGCUGCAAGUUGUUUUCACGACUUGGCCAUCCCACCCCCAAAGGGAGUGAAAAGACUAUUUAAAGAAUCAUGUCGUAUGUAAACGUUAGAGUGACUAACUGGACACUGUUUAGAUAGGCACAGCAAGAAGGUAUAACGAUAAAUACUGAAAAUUAUCCAAAAUAUUCCAUUUCACAUUUAUAUUUUCGCAAUAGGUCUUAAAAUUGUUGGUUCUGUGAUUUAAUGACUAUUGCAUUUACAGAUGUAAAUCUUUUAUGAAAAUAUAAAAGGUUAAACAUCAAAAACAAAUGAAAUUGAACUCUCAAUUUUGUGUAUAUGGUGCACUAUUUAUGUGAAAAAUCCCGUAGCUAAGGACGCUUUCAAAUAUUGUAUCUUCGGAUUAAUGUAAAUCAAAUUACUGAUAUUUUAUUAUGAAAAGACAUCGAUGUAGAUGUCAAAAUCUUAUUGUAACGACCUUCGGACAUGACGCUACGCAAGUUUGAUACCUGACUGUUAAAUUUCAAACUUUAUAUCAAUCAAUCAAUAUUAUUUAUUGCACAUAUAACAAAACAAUACAAAAAAGAACGCUUUAUUGCACAUGUAAACACGACACUAAAAACAAUAACAAAAGUGACAAGGAGAAGCACAUAAUAGACAGUAACAAAGAUAAAGAUUUUAUCUAUCUAACAAACACAAACACCAAUAUGUAACAACAAAACCAACCAACCUUAUGGUGAUAAAACUCAAUCUAAUGGAACGCAAGAUGGCGCAAUCCAAAAAGAAAGGAAAAUAAUAAACGCCUAAACAUACCAACAUAAACAUAAUAUACCAUAACUAUACAUGUAUAUAAAUUAUACAUCGGCGUCUUAUAGUGAUAACUACGCAAGCUCAUAACAUAACAUAACAUAACAAAUACUUUAUUGCAUAAACAGGAAAAAACAAAACAAAAGAGAAAUAGAAUUAGUACAAUAGGCGGUCAUUUUUAUUUUUAAUCACAUUCGUGAUUUUUAUUAUCAAACCCUCGUAGUAGAGAAGAUUAGUUUUCAAUGUUUUUUGUUUUUAUAGCACUAACAAAAUUAAAUCGAAAAAAUAUAUUGUGUUUUCUCUUUGUGAGCUUAUCUUCAAUUCAUACAAACACAUAAUAAAUACGAUUAGUUAUAAUGUAAUUAUACAACUUCCUCAACGCAAGUGGCGUAUACUAUAUUCGUCGGGUAUCAUAUACUUUCGUAGCGUAUGUAAAGGGCCUAAUAGUAAAACGUAAUGUUUUACAGACCAAACAGUAUGCACUAUAAUCAUGAUUGCAAAAUUCUGUGCAGCAACUUGUUAGAAUCAACAUGCACCUUCGUUAGAACUACAGUUUGGCAACAAGAAUAAAUUAAUCCUAAAAAUAUAUUUCCUAAGUUUUUUUUUAUGAUAAUUUGAUUGAAAUCUACAUGUAAGUGUAGACAUAUCGAUCUAAGAAAUAUUAGUACUCAAUAUUCUCCAUAUAUGGCAUCGGCUUAGUCAGCUAAUCCAUUAAAGGCAAUGUAUUCAAUAUAUAAUUUGUACUAUCUUUUUUACUGCUGUCAACAAGCAGUCUAAACAGACGAACAAGCGGCCAGCCGCAAGUCAUCUGCUUGUUACAUUUAAACGCAAAAAAACAUUAUCUCUUUUUGCGGUAAAAUGUAAAACUAUACAUAUGUAUAAACUUAUACAUCAGAAUAACACACAGGCUAUAAUUUAUAAAGAUACAUAAGCAUGUAUCAUCUAAAUCUCUGUCUACACAUCCUCACAAUCUUUCUGGUUUUAAUACUACUUGGAUAUCUUCUUUUUCUAUUAAAAUGUCAUUAAUUACUUCUCUCUCACCUUAAUCUUGUUGCGUUCUACAUCGAAGUAAGUUUCUUUAAAAAAAAAGAGGUUACUUCUUUUUGCCAAACUGUAAUAAAUUGAUAGAACUGUUUAUGUUGUUCCACUUAAGUUAUGAUAAAGAUAUAAGCUACAUCUGUAGUGAAGAUUCCGAAUUUAGUUGAAGUUUUGUUGGGUUUGUUUGUUAAAUAGUUUGUAAUGCAUUCCUUUGUUGAUGUGUUGGCUUGUUGGUGAAGUGGUAUGGAAGCUAUGUCAGGUCGCUGCGAGUAUGUCAUUAUUUAAUAUUCUUCAUAACCCAUACGUACGAAUAACAAAUAAGUGUCUACAGUUUAGUACUGCUUGAAGUUAUUCUGUAGUCAUCAGAAAAUAUGAAUUAGAGAGGAAAAAUUGGGACACUUUCGAAUAGAUUGGAAUUCUCUCCCUGCGUCAUUAUUUAUUUACAAAUCUCUUUAGUGUUCCAAAAGCUUAUUUCCCUUUUUUUUGUUCUUUCAAACCAAUUUAUACGCUAAUAUAAUAACAUAAAGUCAGGUAGAGUAUGAUAUGUUCAUGAAAUACACGUAGUUAGCAUGUAACUUGGUGUAAAAGAACAAACAAGAACUGCAGACUACUUGUGGCGCCUAAUUGUUCAUGUAAUACUAAUCGAGACUGAUGUGAUGUAGUAUAAUAUUGUGAUGUGCUAUAUUUACUCAUUGACCUAUUUUAUAUUGUAACUAUAAAUAGAUAAAGCUCAGUUAUUUUGUGUCAGUUUAGGAUGGGAAAGGUAUAUUUUUGUGUCAACCCUACUGGCGGGGUUAGGUAGUGUAGCGUAGCGAAGCGAGCAGUGUCGCUUCCAGUAUGUGGAAAUAUUGUGAGUUAGUGAUGAAGAUAAAUUGUAUAGUAUUUUCACUGUCUGUGAAGCGCAAAUGCUAAACGAGAUGUGCCUUGUAUCGGGAUGACGGAUGCCCAAACGUGGAUUGACACAAAAUCACGAGACGUCCAUAAUAUAUUCUCUUACAGGCUAGUGAUGAACACGCGGCCCUAUUUUAUAUAACUGUUAAUAUUAUUCGCGUAAGUUAGUAAUUAUUUGUUCAUUUAAGAGCUAUAUAGUGCAAAUGUGGCUCUAUGCUCAGCCGCUGUGCCACCCCGCUUGGUGAGUUGCGUUAAGUAUUAGUAAUAAUAUUGCUUAGAGUAGAAUUGAUAUUACUCGUAUGAAGGCAGCCAUACACACCUCACUACAGAACACGCGAGUUAUACAAGAUAUAGUUAAUACAAAGUAGUCAUACUGUGAAACUCAAAUAGCUGUAAGUACGUCGUAUGGCUACAGUCGUGCGUGAGCGCAGGGAACUCGUGUCAACUGCGUGUGUCGUAGCCAUGCUACAUUCUUUACAUUUUGUUGAAACUGUGUUAUGUGCCAUUGGUUUUUGGUAACUAAUGAACAACUUAUACACGGCUGCUUACGUUGCAAAACUUAAGUUUUUUUGAUUAUAUUUCUAGUGUAAAACUGCUUGUUUCUUUUGCAAUUUAAGCAUCCCAGUGCUCUGCCUACCCUUGAUAGGCGGAGGCGAUAAGUUUUCUUGUUGCGUUACAAUAGAUUGAUACCAAAGUGUGUGUAUAAAUUAUGAUGUUAUUUUCAAAGAUUCGGUUAGUAAGUAGUUGAAUUAGAUUAUGUUUGGAAUUGUACUGAGUACACGGCGGCGGCGACGCUGCUUGUACGUUAACAAACGCAAAUACAUUCACACAUGUAAACUAUUUUAAUAUAUCCCUGUGCAAUAAACUUCUUUUUUUAUCGAA